Messenger RNA from Cebus imitator (Panamanian white-faced capuchin), 2498 nucleotides. RefSeq names its product coiled-coil domain-containing protein 116-like. The transcript is spliced from 3 exons. Lineage: Eukaryota; Metazoa; Chordata; Mammalia; Primates; Cebidae. Gene Ontology annotation, cellular component: centrosome. The coding region runs from base 436 to 2328 and encodes 630 amino acids. The record is from RefSeq and is a predicted model, not a curated record.
AACGGGGCUGGCCUGCUGCAUGGACAGAUGAGGAGCUGGAGGGAGACUCUGAGAGGUUCAUGAUCAUUCAUCCUGCCACCUGUCAGGGCAGUAGCAGGCUCGCAGACUCCUUAGCCAGCACUUGUGUGUGUGAAAUGCAAGUGUUAGGAAAGCUUCAGGGUGACCCUGAAUAGACCUCCACUUUGCAGAUGAGGAAAUUGGACCUCAAGAGGGGCCAUCUUGCACCCUGUCAUCAGUCUGUAGGUGGCAGAGCCACAGUCCAAACCCAGGGCUUCCAGACUCCAAAAUGCAGCUUCUUCCACCACUCACUCCCACCUAGCUCCUAGUGUUACCCUAGGAGGACCCCAGAGAACCUUCAUCUGUAGGGCACUCCUGCCCACUGUGACAUGCCCGUCUGCCCAGGUGCAGCCACCCAAGAAGCCACUGGUCCCAGAAAUGGGGCCAGCCUCCAAGCUGGGCCAUGUGCCACACCCACCAUCCACAUGUGGCAGCUCAGUGCUCCAGGGCCAACGCCGAAACAAGAGGCACCCUCAGCCCUUUGGCCACUUUCUGGAUUUCCUGACUGAGAGCCAGGUCCUGGACAGCUUGGAGACAGUGGUGGAGGAGGCGACCGAGCGCAUGGCUGCCAUGAAGACGGAGGCUGGGGUGCCACUGGUGGAGGUGCAGGACCCAGUGGAGGUGCCAAGUGGUAGGCGGCGGGCCCGUGCCCGGCCCAGCCUCAGCACCGUGCACCGGCACCGUGCACAGCCAAGCCUCUGCACUGGACACCCCAACAACUACCCAUCCAGCUCCAGCUCCACGUCUGACUCUCAUGGCAGCCUCAUGGCUGGCUGGCUGGGCCCCCAUGUCAGGGACAGUGACCUGGGGGCCCAAGGCUUAGGCUCAUUGCCACCUGUGAGGGACAAACUCCUGCUGGAGAAGAACCUCAAGCGGCUGCUACAGCUGGAGAGGAAAGGGAAAGGCUUCAAUCAGUCCUGCACUCAGAGAAACUCCCUGCUGUGGGAUUCGCUGGGCAGCCAGACCAGCUGCCAGUGGACCCAGGAGCAGUCCCCAUCCUGGUUCUCAGGGCUGCUGGGCUCAAGCUCUGGCAUGCCUGAAGCAUCAGAGCUGAGGCCUGGAGAACGGGAAUGGAUCUUCCACAAGCAGGAGUUCAACAAGGAGCUGAAGUCGUUACUGAGCCAGCUGGAGUCCCUCGACCUGCCUGGCUACUGUCCGCUCCGUGAGCCCCACCGCAUGCUGAACUUCCUGGCCGAGCACCACCUGUUCCCCGCCCUGCAGAGCGUGGUCAGUCAGGCUGUGGACAAGCUCCGUGGUGCCUGCUGCUGUGACGGCCGCCCUCUGUUCCCCACCAGCUUGGAGCCCACCUCAGAGCUGCAGGGACAGAGCAAUCUGCAGCCUCCGGGCUCUGAGCCGACCAAUCCCACCAACACGGGGCAGCCCCAUGCUUCCCCCCAUCCCACAGCCUCCAGCCCUAAGAUGCCUCACAGAAAACACAAGGACAGAGGAGGCUACCCCUCCAUGUCUAGUGCCCAGGUGGCCACCAGAUUCAAGCUCAAGGUGACACCCACGGAGAAGCCCAAUGUCCCCAGUUCCUCACUCUACUCCAGGAAAGAGAGCCCCAUCGGCAGCAAGUUCACAAAGAAGAAGCCACUGCCCUCCAUCUCGUCGAAGUCCAGCAUGUCCCACUUCUCCAACCGCUCUUACGAGGAGCUCGUUGACUUCCUCACCCAGCAGGCAGCCUCCCUGAUCAUCUGCAAGUAUGAAUUUGAAAAGGACCUCAAUAAGCAGCUGGGCUUCUUCUCCUUCCCCGUUACCCAAGUGCUCAGGGACCUUUCCCUGGGCUUAAAGAAGGUGAAAGGCUCCCGCAUCCACCAGUCCUCGGAGACCCAUCUGAGCUGCCUGCUGCGUAAGCUGGAGGAGGUCAAAAGGGCCCGGCAGGACUUCCCGCUCAGCACCUCCCACCACAGCCCAGAGACACCCCCUGUGCAGCAGGAGCUGGCCACCUACGCCACCCAGGACCAGACCACAGACCCCGGCCACUCUCUUUACACCGACUUGCCAGCCAGCCGACAGCUCAGCCCAUUGGAGCCCAGGCUGUCAGUGUCCACCCGCACUGGCAUGGGUUCCAGUCCCCCCAGGUCCAAGGACAUGGACAGUGAGGGCCAGGAUAAGAUCGAGCUUGAAGAUGAAGAUGAGAAUGAGGAUGAGGGUGAGGAUGAGGAGCAGGAUGAGGAUGGGGAUGAGGAUGGAGUCCAGAGUCUCCCAGAGCCUGGAGAGGAGGCCUCGGUCAGCCACCCUGUGGACCUGGGCCGCAGUGACCCGUCUUGACGUCCCCACUGGCCACUUGAUUCCCUGCUCUGUCAGAGUUGCUGCUCAUCAUACCAGCCCCUGCCCUGAGCAGGAGUCAGCAUGGGCUGAAUGCCUGCAAGGAGCUCUGCUGAGACUCUCAGGGGAGCCAGUGAAAGACACAGAAAUAAAGCCUGUGUUGCUGAGACACA